This is a messenger RNA of Drosophila arizonae, 1503 nucleotides long. It is a transcript of the gene ttm2, whose product is annotated as tiny tim 2. Lineage: Eukaryota; Metazoa; Arthropoda; Insecta; Diptera; Drosophilidae. The record is from RefSeq and is a predicted model, not a curated record.
AAUUACAGAAAAAUUCCUCGGCUGAUUUAAACAAAAAUGUCAAAUUUUUCAGUGGCCAUUUCGUAAAUUGGAAAAUCUAAAUAAUUCAUUUAUUUGAAUCUGCAGACAAACGUUGCAAUUUGCAAAUGACUCCAAUCGCACUAGGGCGGAUGCUGUACGGAGGCACACGCUUCAGUCGCAAGCUCGUAAAUACCUCACGGGCAUUAACUUCCGGCCUAUGGCAGACGAUGAUUAACAGCGUCAUGCUGCACACGCAGGCAGCAAUUGGGUGCACAGAGAAGCGAAUGGUCUGCUCACGUUGUAAUCUCCACUCCAAUGGGUUGGAGCCACCACAUCUGGUGCAUUUGAUCCAUAGGCGCUACUCCACCUGCGAGAAAACAUCGACGCAGAUAUUAUCGAAAUUGUUUCCUCAGACAUCCAUGGAGCUGGAUGAUGAGGCCAGCCGGGACAGACGUAAGCGUGAGGAAGAGGAAGAGCUUAGAGAAAUGGAGCGGGCCUGGAAGCGUAUGAAAAUAGGGUUUGGGGUCUUUGGUAUAGGAGGUGUGAUAUUUUCGUUUUGGGCAAUUUACUUCUUUGGCAAGCCGUCGCUUGAUGAACAAGGAAACGAAUUGGCAGAUGAGUUCAGUUCAUUGCCAUUGGUUCAGCAAUACAUGGCGCGUACUUUUAAGUCGUUGAAUCAUUUUCAGAGGUUCAUCCAGGAGCCCUCAAGUCAAAAAUUAUUGCCUGAUCCACUGCAGGCGCCGUAUAUUCAGCCGCCCUACACUUUGGUACUUGAGGUCAAGGACUUGCUGAUCCAUCCUGAUUGGACCUAUCAAACGGGAUGGCGUUUUAAAAAACGUCCAGGCGUCGAUGUUUUCUUGAGAGAGUGCUCCAAGUAUUUCGAGAUCGUUGUCUAUACGGCCGAACAGGGAAUGACUGUUUUUCCACUGCUCGACGCUCUCGAUCCCAGCGGAUAUAUCAUGUACCGGCUGGUCCGCGAUUCGACCCACUUUGUGGGGGGUCACCAUGUGAAGAAUCUUGACAAUCUAAACCGUGAUCUGAAGCGUGUGGUUGUCGUUGAUUGGGACAAAAACUCGACCAAAAUGCAUCCGGCCAAUACAUUCUCGAUACCCCGUUGGUCCGGCAACGACGAUGACACCACUUUGUUUGAUCUAAUCUCUUUCCUGAGCGUACUCGGAAGCAGCGACGUGGACGAUGUACGUGAGGUGCUUCAAUAUUAUAAUCAGUUUGAGGAGCCCAUUGUCCAAUUUCGUGAGAACCAGCGGAAGCUGUCCGAACAGAUGCAGGCGGACGAGUUCGAGAAGUUGAGUAAGCCAAAGCCGAUGGUCAAGAACUGGUCGCGCGGCUUCAUGAAGCCCUAAAGGUACAUCGUACAUCUCGUACAUCGUAGCAGCCUUUUAGGUUUAGACAUUUACGUUCUCCCUUGCAUUGUUGUGGUUUAACAAAUUAUUCUCAAAAUAAUGUGUAUCAUAUUUAUUUACUCUUAAAUCGAAGAACUAUUAA